AUGGCACACGCAGAAUCAUCUACUGCUGCUGCCAAUAAAAUUGCCCGCGCCGACGUUUCUGGUGCUCCGGUCAAUUAUGAAUUACCCUGGGUUGAAAAAUAUCGACCAAUUUUUCUAGACGAUGUUGUGGGUAAUACUGAAACGAUAGAACGGCUAAAGAUUAUCGCUCGCGAUGGAAACAUGCCCCAUGUCAUUAUUUCUGGCAUGCCUGGAAUAGGAAAGACAACCUCGAUUCUCUGCUUAGCAAGACAAUUGUUAGGCGAUACAUAUAAGGAGGCCGUACUAGAGCUCAAUGCCAGUGAUGAACGAGGUUUGCUAAACUAUGCUCUGAAUUUGUUCCGCAUCGAUGUUGUCCGUAACAGAAUAAAAGGAUUCGCACAGAAGAAAGUCACAUUACCCCCUGGCAGACAUAAGCUUGUCAUUCUUGAUGAAGCAGACAGUAUGACAUCUGGCGCUCAGCAAGCCCUUCGACGUACUAUGGAGAUAUUUUCGACUACAACUCGGUUUGCAUUUGCAUGUAAUCAAUCUAACAAGAUUAUUGAACCUCUACAAUCUCGUUGUGCGAUUCUCAGGUACUCGCGCUUAACAGAUGCCCAGGUUGUGAAGCGGUUGAUGCAGAUAUGUGAAGCCGAGAAAGUUAAAUAUUCUGAUGACGGAAUUGCUGCACUGGUGUUCAGCGCAGAAGGUGAUAUGCGACAGGCAAUCAACAAUUUGCAGAGUACAUGGGCUGGAUUUGGCUUUGUGAGCGGUGAUAAUGUUUUCAGGGUUGUAGAUAGCCCACACCCAGUCAAAGUGCAGGCAAUGAUCAAAGCAUGCUGGGAAGGAAAAGUUGAUAUUGCCCUGGAUACUCUGAAUGAGUUGUGGGAACUUGGGUACUCUGCUCAUGAUAUCAUAUCAACCAUGUUUCGAGUAACUAAAACUAUACCCAAUCUCUCUGAACAUUCAAAAUUGGAGUUCAUCAAGGAAAUUGGAUUUACCCACAUGCGAAUUCUAGAAGGACUACAAACCCUGGUGCAACUCAGUGGGUGUAUUGCCAAAUUAUGCAAAAUCAACAUGAAACCAGAGCUGUUCAAAGCUCAGAAGUCAUGA
Messenger RNA from Trichophyton benhamiae CBS 112371, 1089 nucleotides. RefSeq lists its product as uncharacterized. Gene Ontology annotation, cellular component: nucleus; Ctf18 RFC-like complex; Elg1 RFC-like complex. Bases 1 to 1089 code for a protein of 362 amino acids. Gene Ontology annotation, molecular function: ATP hydrolysis activity; DNA clamp loader activity; ATP binding. The record is from RefSeq and is a predicted model, not a curated record. The transcript has 5 exons. NCBI's taxonomy places the organism in Eukaryota, Fungi, Ascomycota, Eurotiomycetes, Onygenales, Arthrodermataceae. Gene Ontology annotation, biological process: DNA-templated DNA replication; DNA repair.